CGAAUUUACCACUUUGCUGAAGAAUCUGGUUUAUGACAUCAUAAAGGAUAUUUAUCUUCAGUUCUGUGAAGACAUGAUCUACAUACUAGAUGAGGCCUAUGGGUUUUUACCGUUACCUGAGGAAGAGAACGUGGACUUAAAUUCAAAUGACUCGUCAUAUACAAUGAGGGUGUCUACCAGUAUUCCUUCGGCAAACUCUGUUGGCAAAUGCUCCAACCUUGGUCUGACUUCUGGCUCCUUUAAGGAAGCCGGCGAGAAAACACCACAUGUGGCUAUUAAGCCUUUCCAGAUACCCGUGGAAGAGAAGAUGGAGUCAUAUUCAUAUGGACCAUCAGAGAUAACAGUGUUUUCUAGUCCACAACUGGCUGGACCUUCCAUCUUCAACUUCAGUGGCCUCAGUGGCUGGACCAUUCCUUCCUCCUCUUCCAAUUCAUCCUCUUUGUGGAUUUUGGAUUCAGGUGCGGCGCACCAUGCUUGUUACUCUCGAGCCUCCUUUGAAUCCUUCGUUCCGAUUUUCAAUUUUUCUGUUUCUCUACCAAAUGGACAUACAGUUCCGGUAGAUGGAACAGGGUCUGUUCGUUUGUGUGAUGAUCUUACUCUCCAAAAUGUUCUGUUUGUUCCCCAAUUCCAUUGCAAUCUGCUUUCUAUUAGUGCCCUCACUCAGCAAUAUCCCUAUGUUGUUGGUUUUUCUUCUGAUCAUUAUGUUAUUGAGGACCCUACACAAGGCCGAAGGAUUGGGAUUGGUAGACGGGCAGGUAAUCUCUACAUUCUGGACUUGAGCAAGAAGUUUUUCGUUUCCCCGUAAUAAUGUCUCUUUGACACAAUCAGAACCUCCCAUGUUACGAACAUUAAAUUAGGGAUGGUUCAGUUGUGUGAUAGUUCUUUGCCAUGUUUGUGUUCAGUUUGCCCCCAUAGCAAAAAGAAAAAAUUUGCUAUUCAUUUCUUGGAACUAAUUGACUGGUUCACGCUUUGAUCUUAUGCAUUGUUAUAUUUGGACCCCUUUUGCUCCAUGCCUAGUUGAAGGUUUUGCUCCUUUUCAACAAAUAAACGUAUAAUCAGUUACAUUAUAGUUU
This is a messenger RNA of Vitis riparia (riverbank grape), 1073 nucleotides long. RefSeq lists its product as uncharacterized. The transcript is spliced from 3 exons. Lineage: Eukaryota; Viridiplantae; Streptophyta; Magnoliopsida; Vitales; Vitaceae. The record is from RefSeq and is a predicted model, not a curated record. The coding region runs from base 74 to 805 and encodes 243 amino acids.